Messenger RNA from Chrysoperla carnea, 1866 nucleotides. Its product is annotated as serine/threonine-protein kinase MAK. The record is from RefSeq and is a predicted model, not a curated record. Gene Ontology annotation, biological process: protein phosphorylation; intraciliary transport; intracellular signal transduction. Gene Ontology annotation, molecular function: ATP binding; protein serine/threonine kinase activity. Bases 52 to 1866 code for a protein of 604 amino acids. Gene Ontology annotation, cellular component: cytoplasm; cilium; nucleus. The transcript is spliced from 10 exons. Lineage: Eukaryota; Metazoa; Arthropoda; Insecta; Neuroptera; Chrysopidae.
AAUAAAGUUCGAAGCUAUUCAAAAUUGUAUAUAAAAAAUCAGCAAAAAGGUAUGAAUCGUUAUAUAAUGUUACAUCAAUUGGGAGAUGGUACUUAUGGAAGUGUGGUUUUGGGAAGACGUAAGGAUACUGGCGAGCAUGUGGCAAUUAAACGUAUGAAAAGAAAAUAUUAUUCAUGGGAUGAAGCUAUGAAUUUACGUGAAGUAAAGAGUUUAAAAAAAUUAAGCCAUGCAAAUUUGGUAAAAUUAAAAGAAGUUAUUAGAGAAAAUGAUACGCUAUAUUUUGUGUUUGAAUAUAUGAAAGGAAAUUUGUAUGAAUUGAUUCAAGAUAGAAGAGGGCCGUUUCCAGAACAAGCUAUCAGAAACAUGAUGUAUCAGAUUUUUCAAGGGCUAUCAUUUAUGCACAAACAUGGAUUUUUUCAUAGAGAUAUGAAACCUGAAAAUUUAUUAUGUAUGGGACCAGAACUUAUUAAAAUAGCUGACUUUGGAUUAGCCAGAGAAAUUAAAUCACGACCUCCAUAUACGGAUUACGUUUCAACUCGAUGGUAUAGAGCUCCAGAAGUUUUAUUACAUUCUACAAAUUACAAUAGUUCAAUCGAUAUAUGGGCUUGUGGAUGUAUUAUGGCUGAGUUAUAUACAUUCAGACCACUCUUUCCAGGCAAUAGUGAAAUUGACCAAUUAUUUAAAAUAUGUUCAGUUCUGGGUACACCAGAUCGGAUGGAUUGGCCAGAAGGCUAUCAAUUAGCUGAAAAUAUGGAUUUUACAUUUCCUCGUUUCACCAUGACUGAAUUGUCAGUAGUGGUGCCCGAUGCUAGUCAAGUUGCUGUUCGUAUCAUGGAAGAUAUGCUUCGAUGGAAUCCUAUUAGAAGACCAACAGCUCAACAGGCUUUACGGAAUCCUUACUUUCAAGUUGGAAAUCAAAAAGUAAAUAUGGAAAAUAUUCCAAUUCAACCAAAUUCAGAACUUUUAAAAAUGGAAACUGAAAAUAAAAAGCCAAUAUUACAGCCAAUAAACAAUAACAUUGUGCCUCGUCAAUCACCAGUUAUUCCUUUAGUUAAACCACAACCUAUUCAAGCAGUUGCUCCAAUUGUUUAUAGUUUCAGUACCAAAGAUUAUUUUAAUCAAUCCAGAUCUCAAUCUCGUUUAGCUGUAGUUGUACCGGAACCUCAAACAAAUGUACAGGAAAAAAAGUAUUCAGAUGCAUUUAUUUCCUUAAAUGAUGCUGAUAAGAAUACUGACAAAAAUUUUGACGGCUUUACGGAUAACAUAUUAGGAACUAAAAUCGCAAUGCCAAAUGUCAGUGGGCGUAGAGCUAAUAGAAGAAUUGGUUUAAAUGAUUCUAAUACUGAAAGAGAUAUUCAAGAAUUACUCGGUCAAAGUUGGAAUGAUGAUAUUCCAACAAUAAAAAAUGAAAAUUCUGGAAGAAGAAAAUUAAGCGCGAAAAAGCAAUACAUGUCUGUUUCUCGUUACAUAGCUGGACAGACAGUUCCCAGUGGUUUUAGACGAAAUGAACCACCCAGAGUUUUAAAUAACAAUUUUACAUUUAGUAUUUUACCCACUCGCGAAUCAGCUAAACGAAAUGAUGCAAAUAAUGCGAUGAACGAUCCCUGGGAAUUAUCAACAGGACCCUAUGGAAGACGUGGAGUGAAAAAUAAUAAUUUAUCAGCUCCUAAACAAUAUAUAAAUCAAGCUCGUUACGUUGUUGGAAAAAGCACCAAUUUAAUGGAUACUUUAUUUGCGGAUCCAGGCGAAUUUAAAAAGCCACAAAUAGCUUUGGAGCCAUUGUUUGGUGAUGCAAAUUAUCCACAAGCAAAUUUAUUGAAAAAUAAUAAUAAUAAUCGUUCAGAUUGGAUUGCAAAGUAUAUUUAA